GUGUAAGUGAUGCCACAAACUGUACUUUCUCAGCUGGUGCACUGGGAGUCCAGGGCCUUUGAGUUUUCAGGAUGGACUCGUACCUGAUCCAAGUGAACAGCCCUGGAGAUCAUGCCCCUCUGCUGGAUGUUCAUCUCAAGACCAAUGGAAACAGCAUGUCACUGGGGAAGGUGAAGGGCCGGAAGCCAAGAUGGGCUGUCAGGGCUUCUGAAAUGUCAAAGAAGACUUUCAAUCCUGUCCGAGCCAUUGUAGACAGCAUGAAGGUGGAGCCCAACCCGAAGAAAGCUAUGAUUUCCUUGUCUUUAGGAGACCCGACGGUUUUUGGAAAUCUUCCCACAAAUGAUGAGGUCACGCGGGCUGUGAAAGAGGUUUUGGACUCAGGACGUUACAAUGGCUAUGCUCCAUCUGUUGGCUACCAGUCCUGCCGGGAAGCAGUGGCUGCAUAUUACAACUGUCCAGAGGCACCACUGGAGGCCCAGGACGUCAUCUUAACAAGUGGCUGCAGCCAGGCGAUAGAGCUUGCCUUGGCAGUGCUGGCUAACCCAGGCCAGAACAUCCUGGUGCCACGGCCUGGCUUCUCCCUCUACAAGACUCUGGCACUAUCUAUGGGAAUUGAAGUUAAACUUUACAACCUCUUGCCAGAGAAGUCCUGGGAAAUUGAUUUGAAGCACUUGGAGUCCCUGGUGGAUGAGAAAACAGCUUGCCUGAUUGUGAACAACCCAUCAAACCCCUGUGGUUCUGUGUUCAGCAAGAGCCACCUCCAGAAGAUCCUGGCAGUGGCAUCAAGACAGUGUGUUCCCAUCCUUGCUGAUGAAAUCUAUGGAGACAUGGUGUUUACUGACUGCAAAUAUGAACCCAUUGCAACUCUCAGCACCAAUGUGCCCAUCUUGUCCUGUGGUGGCUUGGCAAAGCGAUGGCUUGUCCCUGGCUGGCGGAUGGGCUGGAUCCUAAUCCAUGACAGGAGAGACAUCUUCGGUAAUGAGAUCAGGGAUGGCCUUCUUAGACUGAGUCAGAGGAUCCUAGGACCAUGUACAAUUGUCCAAGGAGCACUGGAGCGUAUCUUGCACCAGACGCCCCCUGAGUUCUACCACAACACCCUCAGCAUCCUCAAGUCCAAUGCUGACCUUUGUUAUGCUGCCCUAUCAGCUAUCCCAGGCCUGCAGCCUGUCCGGCCUGCUGGAGCCAUGUACCUCAUGGUUGAAAUUGAGAUGGAGCAUUUCCCUGAGUUUGAAAAUGAUGUGGAGUUCACUGAGCGGCUCAUCUCGGAGCAGUCUGUGUUCUGCCUGCCGGCCUCAUGCUUUGAGUACCCAAAUUUCUUCCGUGUGGUGAUCACUGUACCUGAGGAGAUGAUCUUGGAGGCCUGCAGUCGCAUCCAGGAGUUCUGCGAGAUGCACUACCAGGGUGCUGAGGGGGCCCAGGAUUUGGAGUGUGACAAGUAGCCACAGCCAGCAUCCUGCCUCUGCCUGGCUAGAUCUUGUACCCCCUAAGCACCAUGGAAAGAAGCAGACACUUCUCUCUCUUCCACUGCAGCUCCCA
Cygnus atratus (black swan) is the source of this 1536-nucleotide messenger RNA. RefSeq names its product tyrosine aminotransferase (gene TAT). Gene Ontology annotation, biological process: biosynthetic process; aromatic amino acid catabolic process. Bases 72 to 1439 code for a protein of 455 amino acids. The transcript is spliced from 13 exons. Lineage: Eukaryota; Metazoa; Chordata; Aves; Anseriformes; Anatidae. The record is from RefSeq and is a predicted model, not a curated record. Gene Ontology annotation, molecular function: L-tyrosine:2-oxoglutarate transaminase activity; pyridoxal phosphate binding.